Molecule: messenger RNA, 1660 nt
Organism: Cotesia glomerata
Lineage: Eukaryota; Metazoa; Arthropoda; Insecta; Hymenoptera; Braconidae
Product: dual specificity protein phosphatase CDC14C-like
Exons: 7
Biological process (GO): microtubule cytoskeleton organization; positive regulation of cytokinesis; regulation of exit from mitosis
Cellular component (GO): centrosome; spindle pole; mitotic spindle
Molecular function (GO): protein serine/threonine phosphatase activity; protein tyrosine/serine/threonine phosphatase activity
Source: RefSeq, a predicted model, not a curated record
GAUUAAAUUAAAUCCAACAAUUAAAAUUUAAUUAUACUAAUUUAAAUAGUAAAUGAUGACUUAAAAAUUCUAAUGUCAGAAAAAAGAUCAAGAUUUUAAAAUGGCUAACCAUAAAAAUUUAACUUCACCCGACAACUCAACCAAAGUAUCAAAAUUAAUUCCCCCGCAAAAAUUGACUGAUAACUUUGAAUUAAAUAGCAUCAAAAGUCACCCAGAUAUUAAUCACGUUGCUGAAUAUAUAGAUAAUAAAUUUUACUUUGCAAUCUUGACUGAAGGUAAAAAUCUACCAAAGAGUAUAGCUGACGUGCAUUUUUUCAGUAUUGACGAUGAAUUAAUUUAUCAGAAUUUUUUCAACGAUUUUGGGCCAUUAAAUCUCAGCUGCUUAUACAAAUAUUGUUGGAAGGUUAGUAAAAAGCUGAACAAUCCGCGUUAUUGCGAUAAACAAAUAGUUCACUACUGUAUAAAAAGCAAUGAAAAAAAAGCUAACGCUGCAUUUUUAAUUUCGUCUUUUGCUGUUUUAUGUCUAAAUAAAUCUCCUAAAGAUGCGUAUAAACCAUUACUAGACGCUAAUAUAUCACUGAAACCUUUUCAAGAUGCUUCGAUAGGACACUCUAUUUAUCAUAUACGAUUACAAGAUUGUUUGAAUGCGCUGUUUAAGUCUGUAGCUUUCGGAUUUUUAAAUUUGAAUGAUUUUGAUGUAAGUGAAUAUGAAAAAUAUGAAAAAGUCGAGUAUGGCGAUAUGAAUUGGAUAGUACCACAAAAAUUCUUAGCAUUUUCGGGGCCAAGUACUGAGCCAGGGACUCUAUAUCAUGCGCCUGAACGUUACCAUGAAUAUUUUAAAGAAAAUAAUAUAAGUACAGUCAUAAGACUGAAUAAAGAAUCUUAUGACUCAUCAAGGUUUACUAGGAUUGGUAUCAAUCAUUAUGAUAUUUAUUUACCGGACGGAAGUAUACCAUCACGUAAAGUUCUCUAUCAAUUUUUGUACAUCAGUGAGGUAACAAAUGGACCGAUUGCAGUUCAUUGCAAGGCAGGAUUAGGACGAACCGGUUCAUUAAUUUGUGCUUAUUUGAUAAAACAUUACAAAAUGACCGCCAAAGAAGCUAUAGCAUGGACACGAAUUUGUCGGCCUGGUUCAGUAAUAGGUCAUCAACAAACAUGGUUAGAAAGUAUGCAGAAAGAAUUACUUUUUAGUGGCCAGCAAUAUCGGAUGAAGCACUUUAGUGAAGUUGAUAAAAUUUUUCACCAUAAAUAUGGAAUGUACUCAAUAGUCCAAAAAAUCGAGCGAAAAAAUAAUAGUGUGAAAUUACCAAAAAAUUUAACUUUCCGACAAUACUUCAAACUUGAUAGCGUUGAAAAAAAUAAAAGUGAUGAUUUAUCAUGGAAACGUAAACUAUCUAAUAAUGAUAUUUCGACAAAAAAUAAACAGCUUAAAUUUAUUAAUUUCUUUGGUACCAAUGGUUCUAUUUGUGAUUACAUAGUGAGAAAAUUUGGUGGUUUAUCGGAAAGAGAAUCAACGUCAUCUGAAAAGCAAACUGACAAAUCGUCUAAUUCAAAAUUAGGGAAACGAAAUUCAACAGAUGAAUUGACAGUGGUUAAUCAUCAAAUGAAUAAGUCUUCUGACGUAUUAACUCAAGGCGACCUUUUGAAAAAAAUUAAAAUU